CCGCUGGAGAAAGUAACUAGUCUGUUAGCGCCUUGUAGCUACCAGUUCGUCUGACGGACUCAACACCGAAUUUCAGGAAGGGAUUAUAUUUCUGAUUACACCGAAAAUGCAGUCAGAGAAAACACCGACGAGAAAGAGUCUGAAACCACUGUUAGAGAAGCGUCGUCGCGCGCGCAUCAACAGUUGUCUCGAAGAGCUGAAGACCAUCAUCCUCGACGUCAUGGAGUCGGACGACGGCUGUAAGAGUUCGAAACUCGAGAAAGCUGACAUCCUAGAGCUGACUGUCAGUUAUCUAAAGAGACUACGGAAAAACAAGCAAGGAGAUUUUUCCUUGAUUCCCAGAACCCCAAGGACGCCACAAUCUCCCCCUACUUACGCGGACGGGUACGAACAUUGCGCCAAAGAAAUUAACGCCUACCUUCACCACCAGGGAAUUAAACCAGAACACAGACUUCAGAUGCUUGACCACCUCGCCAACAGCAUGCAGCCACCGACCUCGCCUGCCCGCUCGGCGUCCCCUGAUUCUACUGGUCAGUUCUCAAGAGUGACCAUCUCUGCGUCUCCUCACUCUCCCGUUGGCCAAGGGUUAGAUUUAUCGCUCCGAGCGGGCUACAGCAACGUGUUCAAUCUCACACCAAAUAGUGCGCAAACCAAACGCCAACUAAAAAUUACGACCUCGCCAAUAAUCUACGACGACAAUCAGUGUUUAUCUCCCACGCUUUCUUCUCCUUCCUCUUCUGCGUCUUCCUCGCCGACACAAACGCCAGGGCGCCAUUACGAUUUUGGAGGCCAUUUUUUCGGUCAACGUAACAACUCAAAUCAACAGGUGAGCCAAGAGAUGUGGAGACCCUGGUGAUUUUUUACAAACUAUGACGAUACAUUGACAUUUCAUCGCAUCGAUCUCAUAGCUGACUUUAUUCACUGUUUCACUAACUUCGCACAAAAGACAAUAAAAAUUCUAUUUCACCAGGUGACGAUACAGUUUUCGUCAAUAAACAAAGGACAUUACUACAUUGCCAUGAUUAAAAUUCAGAUUAAAUAUAACAUAUUAUUUUCCAUUUGGCAAAUAGAUAUUUUAUUUCCUUGUGAAUGUGAGCGAAAACACAACGAAUAAAGAAAACAUUCUUGCCGUAAAUAUUCAAAAUAACAAUCAG
Messenger RNA from Lingula anatina, 1154 nucleotides. RefSeq lists its product as uncharacterized. Gene Ontology annotation, molecular function: protein dimerization activity; DNA binding. NCBI's taxonomy places the organism in Eukaryota, Metazoa, Brachiopoda, Lingulata, Lingulida, Lingulidae. Gene Ontology annotation, biological process: regulation of DNA-templated transcription. The record is from RefSeq and is a predicted model, not a curated record.